Messenger RNA from Sporothrix schenckii 1099-18, 2739 nucleotides. RefSeq lists its product as uncharacterized. Gene Ontology annotation, molecular function: protein binding. Bases 1 to 2739 code for a protein of 912 amino acids. The record is from RefSeq and is a predicted model, not a curated record. Lineage: Eukaryota; Fungi; Ascomycota; Sordariomycetes; Ophiostomatales; Ophiostomataceae. The transcript has a single exon.
AUGGACGCGUUUCUCGCGGCAGCCUUGGCGCCAAAGACAAGGCCCAAGCGCAAGUCGACACCGUCGAUUCAAGCUCGGAAUGACAGCAAUGAGAGCGACAACGAUGGCCGUGGAAGCGGCAGCCGUACGGGUUCUACGAAUGACGCGAAGCGACCGCGGCCACGGGGUUUCAGUCUAGCCACGGAGACCAAGGCUGAGACCAAAGCGAAGGUGACGACAGAGAUGACGACGAGGACGAGGACGACAACAGAGGAGGCCACUGGGAGAACCAAGGCAACGGCGUCACUAGACGGAACGCAGAAACCCACGAUGCUCUCGUUUCAGGACACGAUAUCGAGUCUGAACACAUCGUCGUCAGGCCCAACAAGGACGCGAUUGAUACUCGACAAGGCCAUCACGCUGCAGGACAAGGGCCGCCUCGAUGACGCGUAUAGCCUGCUGACGCGGGCCCUCAUUGCGUGCGUCUGCCAUGCGCAGCUCCGAAGCCAGUUUAAAGACGCUGGUGUGCCGCUGGACGCCAUCGACCCUGUCGGCCAGUGCUCUUGCCGGGACUUUGUCGCCAUGGCCCAAACGCGGCGGCCACAAACAAUGUCUCUGGGUUUUGGCGCUCCCACGCCCGCAGAAGGAGAAAAUAUGCCGUUCCCCAUCUCCGAACUGGACCUGGCGGCCGUGUACAACUUGGCUACAAGAAACCCGGUGUGCACAUGUGGUUCAGGGCGCCUGCACUGCACAGAGCCCGACCACUUGGCCGCGCUGGACCGCCUGGCCGCUGUGGCUAGCAAGUUGGGGCGCCACGAGGACGUCAGCCGCAUCGGGCAGUGGUACAUGGACCUGGCUCCCCAACACGCGGAAGGUUACCUGCAUGUGGCCAAGGCAGUGCUGGCGCUGACGGCUGCCAAAAAGAAGGAUGGACGCCUGAAAGACGAUGUGAGGCGAGAGCGAAAGCAGGCCCGCUUCACGGCGCGCUGCCUCUACACGCACGGCCUGCACAAUGUGCGCGCCUACGGCGACGCCGCCAGCGACCUGGCCCAGGUGCUCGCGCGCUGCUGCCGCCAGUACAGCCACGAUGACUAUCUCCCAGACCUGCCCGUCGAGACCGUCGAGGCCAUUUUCCGGCACCUGUCGCUGUCCGACAUCCUGGCAUGUCGCCGUGUUUCCAGGCGGUGGGCGCUUGUUCUGAAGCGUGUUCGUCUUCGGCCCGCCCAGGUUCGCUUCCAUGGAUGGUCUGAGGCUCCCGUGAAAGGUCUGCAGAGCCUCCUGCGGCAGAUGCCGGACCUCAGAACAGAUCACCUCAGCAUUAACUUUGCAUCUUCUCGAGAUCCAUUGCGGACGGCACGGUUUGUCACACUGGCCCUCAACCAUUUUAAAGAUACGGAGAGCCUAGAGCUGUGGACGUGGCCAUACGACGAGUUCGUUUCGACUUUUGAUUCGAUCGCGCCGACAGCACUUGUGACUGUCACAGACGAGAAAAUAGCUAUCGAGGCUCGCCUCGGCCCCGCGCCUCUCCCUCCCCUUCCUACCGUGUCCAGAUGCCGCAAAUUAACACUCCACACCGUCAAGUACAGCAAAGACCUGGCCGUGGCGAGAUGCCUUGUCCCAUGGGCCAGCCAGUCCCUAGAGAGCAUUGAGCUAAACGGCGUAUUCGUGGGUGGCCCAUUUGCUUUUAGAUUACCUCGUCUGCGACACGUCAAGUUGCUCACCAGUGAAUGGGGAGCCGACAAACUCGGCUUCGAAUUUACGACCAGUGUCUGUGAAGCGUCGGCGUGCCUCCAGCAGCUGUACCUGGACGACAUUACUUUUUACGUACACCGCAAUAUUCCAACCGCCGCCGAGGACAAGCUUCUUGGACGGCUUACGGAAGCCUUCCAGCAUUUACAUACCCUUGUUAUUGGACCUCGAUGCCAGCUUGACGGCUCGUCAUUGCUGUCAAUGGGCAUUGCCAGCUUUGUUAUUUUCCCUCCCCUGCCGCCAGGUCUGCGGUGCCUUGAUAUUAUAUCGGACAAAGAGUUUCUCGCUGAGCGCAUAAUGUUUGGUGACCGCUACGACCCAAACCUCACAACAAUUAUGACGGGCGGUGACGUCCGUCCGCUGCAGCACCUGGAGUCCUUCCGGUGUCUCAGUCCAGUCGUCAAUCCUGUGCAUAUGUUCCAGCUCAUUGAGCCUAGUCUUGGUGUCGCUGGCUGCCUCGCCCACCUCGAACUCAAUGUCCGCGAUAUUGAUUCUAAUUUUAUGCAAGAUCUUCCGCCUUGCCUGCGGAUCCCCUUCCCCGAGCGUAUUCGCACGAUCGGCCUUUACGACUUUAACUGCAGCUCGACGUCUGCUGGAUCGGAUGUCCUCAUUCGCGACCGCAUCUUCCUCGACUGGGUCCGCCAGUUCCGCAAUGUCGAGACCAUUUCCGUGUAUCCCGCCUGGCGGUACGCGGCCAGGGCCAAUGACGGGGGCGAGGGUGGGCGGUUUGUCGUGGCGCUUGUUGAGCAGGCGCUGCGAUAUGCCGCAGCCGACGCGCGGACAGCUGCUGAGGCCGAGGACAAAAACCAAAAAGACAUUGACAUGAGCCAGCACCUCAAGCUGCGCACCAUUUAUCAAGGGAUGUUGCACGGGACUUGGCAGCAGCGGGCCACGAAACUGAUAGCCGGCCAUCUCCUCCAUAUUCCACCUGGGCAUCUCGACUACCGGCCACCCGUCUUUCCAUGGCCGGACCGGACGGAAGAGGUUGCCGACAGGGACAACGAUUUAUGA